AUGGAGCAGUCGGAGUUCCUAGAACCAAGAUUGUCCUUGGAACAGAGCAGAGAGAGGGUUAUUCAUUCAUUCCUAACUACCAAACCGGAAAUCAGUAAUCUCGGAAGAUCGUCGGUUUUAGAUCAAGUGAAGAGCUUCCUCCCCACCAUGGCGACUGCGGACAAAGAUCUGAAGACCGCGAUCAAGAACGGAUUGGGUGAGAAGUUGAAUGUGGAGAAUGUGCAGGAAGAUGAGAAAUAUAUUGAGAUGGAUGUGGCUGUCCUGGACGACGGAGACACACCAUGGACCAGCGACUCCGAAGCUGACUCAACCCCCAGCCAAUCAGAAAAUGAUUUCACCAGUGAUUCAGACAUCUCCUCGUCCUCCGCCUGCUCCAGCAGUUCCUGCACCAGUUCAACAAAGUCAACAGUUAGAAAUAAAUCUCAGAAAAGACCUUUAGUAGAAGAUAUAUCAGAACCAGCCGCCAAAUCAACCAGAACGGAAUCCUGA
Molecule: messenger RNA, 489 nt
Organism: Eurytemora carolleeae
Lineage: Eukaryota; Metazoa; Arthropoda; Copepoda; Calanoida; Temoridae
Exons: 4
Coding region: 1-489 (162 amino acids)
Biological process (GO): box C/D snoRNP assembly
Molecular function (GO): box C/D methylation guide snoRNP complex binding
Source: RefSeq, a predicted model, not a curated record